AUGGGGAAAAGAGAUAAUCAUGGUAAACUCGCCAUACACCUAUUGGUGACAGCGGUGUCCCUGUACCUAUUGGCAUACAUGGGACCUGUUAUUAUGAUGAGUGGUUUCGCGCAGGUAGUCUAUUCGUGGGACUUUCACACUUAUAGUAGUGGGGCUGCCAUUGAAAACCUGGUGCUGGCACUAGCAUUGUUUGUAAUGGCACCGGUACUAUUAAGGGUGUUAAAACUGAGAGACACGACACUAUCCCUGUUAGGAUUGGUAUCAUUUUUCACACUAAACAUGACCCGAGCCCUGGCCCUCUCGACUGAUGGCUUUUAUUACGCAUUAAUACCCGGCUGUUUGAGCGCACUGACCACUGUAGGCAUUAGGGCACACAUGACCAAGAUCAUAGACGUGCAUGAAAUGGGGAAAGUAUUCAGUUUGGUUGCCAUGAAUGAGGCAAAUGCUCCGUUAUUAGCCACAGAAGUGUUUACUUUAUUAUUUGACGCCACCAUAGACUCCAAUCCCAAAUUGCAAUUAAUAGUGGUGGCACUCAUACUACUGGUGCCCGCAAUUGUAAUCACGUGGAUCCAUUGUUGCACAGAGUUGCCUGAUUAUAAUCGCAAUAGUGGUCUAAUACCUAGAAUCAAAAGGGUAGGUGAGUUCCUAAGCCUAUUGCGAGUGGAGCCCUACCUGUUUGCCAUCACAUUUGUCUAUACCAUGAAACGGGAGUUAACGGAACAGUUGGUGGCCGACAAGAUAUGUCGGUUUAAGUAUCACUUGAAUGCAACCUAUUGUUCAAAACUGCAUACUAUGACAGACCACGAGGACUACCUGAACAUGAGGUCCACGAUAUAUGAGGACAAAAAACAUCUAUUUCUAUAUAAGACUGCUUUAGUAAUAGUGCCCUCACUGUUGGCUACCUUUAUAAUCGGCCACUGGACAGACACCUACGUUAAGGCCAAAAAGUGGUUACUAAUUACCGGUGCUUUGGCUAUCAUUGCUGAGUGUAUUAUACUUAUACUCAAUGACUACUACUUUGAUUGGGAUAAAGCCUUAAUACUAACCGCCUAUGUGCCUGGUAUAUUAUCCGGAGGCUUAUUUGCCUUGUUGGCAGCUACCUGGCCAUAUAUCGCAAUCACAACCCCUUUCCAUAUUUUAACCACCAGAGUAACAGUGGCCGAGAUUAUAAACUUACUAGCACAGGCACUGGGCAUAUACGCGAGCGCCCACAUAUUAAACUCGGACCCCAUGUUCAACGGGGGUCAGUUACACAAUUACUCGGGGGUGUUCACUAUAAGUGGUGUAGUCAUAGUGUUUGCACUAAUUUGGUCAAUACUUAUGGUGGACAAGGAGCGGGAUAUUAAGGAAUGGGAGUUCAGAUUUGGCUCAGUAUCAAACAGCGUCGAUGGCAAAGAUGUGGCCCAUCGGGUGAACGCCAAACUCAGACACUUCUUAAGCCACGAGUUCAUACAUCCCUUGAAACUGUUGUUUAACAUAAAAAACGGACACAAAAUGUUGAUGUCGUUAGUGAAACGGCGCGACAAUUACGUUCGCUUUCAGAUCCUAUUGCUAUUCCUGUCUGUAAUCAGUUAUAUCUCGUCCAACUUGGGGCCCAUAGUCUUCGGCUACCAGUUCUCGCAGAAGGUCUACCACUGGGAUUACGACACGUAUGUCAACACGUCGGCC
Messenger RNA from Oppiella nova, 1668 nucleotides. NCBI's taxonomy places the organism in Eukaryota, Metazoa, Arthropoda, Arachnida, Sarcoptiformes, Oppiidae. The record is from the annotation of a GenBank genome assembly.